Epithele typhae is the source of this 1509-nucleotide messenger RNA. RefSeq lists its product as uncharacterized. The transcript has 2 exons. NCBI's taxonomy places the organism in Eukaryota, Fungi, Basidiomycota, Agaricomycetes, Polyporales, Epitheliaceae. The coding region runs from base 1 to 1509 and encodes 502 amino acids. The record is from RefSeq and is a predicted model, not a curated record.
AUGAAACCGCCCACACCUGCCCCUCCUUCUCCCCCUCCAAGAGUCUCGGAAGCGGGCCAGCCACAGCGGCGCUCCUGUACCGAUGGUUCUCGCGGGGUCUCGCAUGGCGAGCCCACGACCGACGUCGCGCGCGCGGGACCUCUCAGCGCGCGCACAGGCGAGGACGCCCGGCCCAAUAUUGCUGGACGGCCCCUGGACUCGAUCGGGAGAAGGCAGACGACCACGUUCGGUGUGACGACAUCCGCGCAGGCCGUUGCCAGAACUUCCCUGCCCCUCGCUCGUGCAGACGAAGGCACAGCGGACGGCCGGUGCGGAUCGAACGGCGUGCGCUCUCCCGCGGCGUCCACGCCCUCCGGCCCGACGGUGGGCCAGAAGCCAUCGAUCGUCCGCUCCUCGCGGCUGAUAAUCCCUCCACUGCCUCAGCCUGCUGCCUCACCUCCGUCCACCCUUCCCCCACCUCCGUCCGUUCCCCCACCUCCGUCCGCCCUCUCGUCGUCGCCGUCUGCCCUCCCGCCGUCGCCGUCUCCUGGUCUCCCACCGUCGUCAUCAUGCACUAUCUCUCACGCGCCCCCUCCAAUUCCUCCCCCGCACACGCGGCCCCAAAUUAAGCAUGUGCGUCCGUCGCCUGCUUCGGUCCCUCCGCCGCCAUCCGCCUCGCGCCCGUUGCCCAUCCCUCCAGCCCCGCCGGCGUCCGUCCCCGCCUCCCACCUCGGCGUUCCAAUCGGCCACGUCCCCGACGCUCCCCCGAACACCCGCCCCCUGUCCGGGACGUCGUACGCAUCCGGCUGGAGUGGAGGCACCGAUAGCCGCUCCGACGGGACCGGCGCGUCUGUGUACGGCACUCCGCUCACGUCCCCCGAGGUCGGCACACACGCCCUCAAGCCCGCGCGUACGCUUGUCCCCGCCACCUUCCACACCCUCCACCCCGACACCCGCCACCCCCAGGCUGCGUCCCACGGGACGGCGCCUGCGCCUGCGCCUGUCCCCGCCCCCGUGUCCGUCGUCGCAGCGCCGGCUGUCCCUCCGCCCGCCGUCCCCGUCACGCCCGCUCCCGCUCCCGUCGCCGUUCCACCCGAAUCCAUCGCCAGGAUCCUCGCUUCCUUCCCUGCUCCCCGAUGGAAUGUUCGUCAUCGCCCUACUGCGGCCUUCCUACGCGAUGAUCGCUUCCGCCAAACCGCCUUCGCAGCUGGGCUCACCAAGUGUCAGGUGGUGUUCAAUGCCGACUCCCCGGACGAGCGAUUCAUCGCGACCUGCAAGGCCUCCCACAAUGGCAAUCCUCUCACUGUCGCGGACGUUCUGCGCGGGAUCGGCGAGAAGCUGGCGGGCACACCCCAUGUCGGCGCGGAGGAACCGUCUACCGUGCGCGCGGCGAACCGCCGUCGCGCCGGCGGCGCCGAAGGGCCGAUAACCUACGCGGACUUCGUGAAGACGAAUGUGUACUUCUUCUUGGGACUGCGGGAGACCACCGUGCCGGGGGAGUUCGCCGUCGUGCUAGGAGACCAGUUCUAG